Molecule: messenger RNA, 709 nt
Organism: Anastrepha ludens (Mexican fruit fly)
Lineage: Eukaryota; Metazoa; Arthropoda; Insecta; Diptera; Tephritidae
Product: larval/pupal cuticle protein H1C-like
Exons: 2
Coding region: 92-511 (139 amino acids)
Source: RefSeq, a predicted model, not a curated record
CUAUAAAUACCAUGUCGAACACUAAGAAUGGUAUCAGUUCUUUAACGCACUCAGUCAAUACAGACCUUCAAACAAAAAACAAAAUUUAAAAAUGUUCAAGUUGGUGGUAUUGUCUGCUCUCCUGGCCGUAGCUGCUGCUCGUCCCAGUCUCAUCGAAUCUCAUCCAGUAGUGUACUCGGCGCCCGCCGUUGCCGUGCACGAACCCGUUCUGACUAAAGUGGGUUCAGUGGUGAAGAGCAUCCCUACUGCUGUCUCCCAUCAAAGCCAAUCGAUUGUGCACAGCUCAGCUCAUGUCGUUGAGGAUGUUUUGGCACCCGUUGUGAAGACCAGCUAUGUGGCAGCUCCAGUGGUAAAGACUGUUGCUGCUGCUCCUGUACUGCACUCUGCUGCAGUCCACCACGUUGCUGCUGCUCCACUUCUGCACCAUGCUCCUGUUGCCCAUUACGCUGCUCCUCUUACACAUUUGCAUGCUGCAUCUCCACUCACCUACACCGCCACUGGUUUAUGGUAAAAGAUCUGAGACAUGAACGAAUUUAGUUGGACUGCCUGUUUUUGGUAUUUUUUUUUUUGUUUUUAAUUUUUUGUUUUAUAUACAUACAUACAUACAUAUUUUUUAAAUUUCAUUUAAAUCAUUUAUUUAUUUAAAAACUGAUGGAAUUAUGACAAAAUUGAAAAUAUAUGCAUGCAUUUGUAUCUGAAAAGAAAUGUU